CUUCAGUUGGUGAGCAACUUUCGAAGGCGACGCACGUGGAUUUCAAAUACGCGUUCGAUUUCGGUUUCGAGGCGUGAGAAUAUAUCUCAAUUUGUUUAAAUAAAAUAUUAGCAUUCCCCGGGUUGCCGGCUGCAACAAGGCAUAUAUAUAUAUAUAUAUAUAUUUUAAAAUCUUCAAGAUGCCGGAGGAAGUGCCCGCCAAAGGCAGCGUAUUGGGCAAACUUGUGCCCGCCCGCUAUGUGUUGGCUAUUAUGGGAUCCAUUGGCAUGGCCAUUGUCUACGGACUGAAAGUGAAUCUCAGUGUGGCCAUGGUUGCCAUGUUAAAUCACACGGCCAUCAAAUUACACAAACAUGACAAUGAUACCAACGGACCCGUUGUGGAGGAGUGCCACCCGCCAGGAGGUAAUGUGACGGUUACAGUAGAGGAUGGACCCUUUGACUGGAGCGAGCCCCUGCAGGGAACUCUGCUGAGUUGCUACUUCUGGGGCUAUCUGGUCUCGCAGAUUCCUCUGGCCCACGUGGCAGAGAACUUUUCCGCCAAAUGGGUGAUGCUCUUCUCGGUGGCCAUCAAUGUGCUGUGCACACUAUUGACUCCAUUUUUUACCAAUUUGCAUUACGGUGGUCUGAUCCUGAUGCGAAUCGUUGAAGGCAUUGGAGGAGGAGCUUCCUUCCCAGCCAUGCACGUGAUGAUUGCCUCCUGGGCUCCUCCCACUGAACGAAUGGUCAUGUCCACCAUUAUCUAUGUGGGCACAUCAGCGGGUACUGCACUAUCUAUCCUCCUAGCCGGACUUUGCUCUGCCCAAUGGGGCUGGGAGUCGGUGUUCUAUGUAAUGGGUGUUCUCAGCUGCAUUUGGAUGUUACUGUGGACCAUCUUGAUUCAGGAUAAUCCCAACAAGCAGCGCUUUAUUAGUCCUGAAGAGCGGCAAAUGAUCAACAGUUCAUUGGGCACGGAGCAGAAGUCGGAACAUCAUCCCGCCGUACCAUGGGUCAAGGUCUUCAAAUCCGUUCCGUUCUGGGCCAUCCUCAUAGCCCAUACCUGCAGCAACUUCGGCUGGUACAUGUUCCUCAUCGAGAUUCCCUUCUACAUGAAGCAAGUGCUUAAGUUCAAUGUGGCCAGCAAUGCGGCACUUAGUGCCAUGCCCUACUUCCCUAUGAUCAUCUUCAGUAUUUGCCUGGGAAAACUUUUGGAUAGUCUGCAAGCUAAGGGUAAAAUCACCACCACUUUUGCCCGGAAAUUGGCCACCUCUAUUUGCACUCUGAUCCCCGGAGCUUGUCUGCUGAUUCUCUGCUUCAUUGGAUGCCGUCACUAUGAGGCAGUGGCUGUCAUGUCUGUUGGCAUUGUGGCUAUGGGUUCCAUGUUCUCCGGUUUCCUGUCCAAUCACAUCGAUAUUGCCCCGAAUUUUGCUGGAACUUUGGUGGCUCUGACCAACACAGCGGCUACUGUGCCUGGUAUUGUGGUGCCGAUCUUUGUGGGAUUUGUCACCAAGGGAAAUCAAAACAUUGGAGCAUGGCGAAUCAUCUUCGGCGUCACCAUUGUCCUGUUCGCCCUGGAGUUCCUAGUAUUUGUCUUUUUGGGUUCUGGUAGCGAGCAACCGUGGAAUAAGUCUGGAAGCCCCAAGGAUCCCGAGGCCAAGGACGAAAAGACUCCGUUGAAGGAGCUCCCCACUAAAUCCUAAAUCCGAAAUCUCUGCCUCAAUUACUAUGCCCAAAUUACUCAAUGAACAGCUGCUUAUUGGGAUAACUUUUGGACCAAGCUAGCACCGAAUGGAAAGGUCGACACUGGACUGUAAAUACCAAUUGCAAAUUAUGCAAUGUACACCCGGAAUAGUGAGCUCAUAAAAAUAGGAAUUUCGAAAUGAUCAAAGGGUUUACAUUAUAUGAAAAUAAGACAACAUGAAACUAUAAACAAGUUAUGCUCAUUUCGAAAAUCGAAUUUUGUACGUUCACUCUUUACAGUGUGCACUGUAGUUUUUAGAUCGCUGUAACCCUUUAGUUAGUAGCCGUACACCCUACGGAUAAACACUUCAGCCCGCCUAAUGUACUUAACACUCUUGAUUUCAAAAGUUGUCUACAAAUAAAGCGACGUCUUAGUGGA
Messenger RNA from Drosophila eugracilis, 2094 nucleotides. RefSeq names its product sialin (gene MFS3). The record is from RefSeq and is a predicted model, not a curated record. The transcript has 4 exons. Gene Ontology annotation, biological process: transmembrane transport; monoatomic anion transport. The coding region runs from base 179 to 1675 and encodes 498 amino acids. Gene Ontology annotation, molecular function: transmembrane transporter activity. NCBI's taxonomy places the organism in Eukaryota, Metazoa, Arthropoda, Insecta, Diptera, Drosophilidae.